UGGUGUACUUUUCCAGGAGUGUAGUGUCCUAAUUAGAGAACUGGAGUACUGUUUUCCUCCUCUGCAUCAUUCUGAACUGAGCCUAAAUACUUGUGUCUGAGAAAACCAACUACAACGGGCAUUCAGAUCGUUAUGUGGAAUCCAACGCGCAUAAGAUACAUCUGCCUGCUUCGGAAUGGAAAUGUGAUAUAUCUGCCACUUUCAGAGGACACAAAGGUGGCUUCAGUCUUCACAACAAGUUUGCUUCAUGUAUGUACUACUAUACCCAAGAGGUACCAUGCAUGUGAGGUGCCUAAGAUCAGACAGAUCAUGUGCUAGGCCGACCAAGAGCUUUCUGACUGAAUCUUCGCAAACAACAAACUGAUAUGGGUGCAUGAACGACUCACAUCACAAUUUCAGGUAUCGGUCUGUCAGAAGAAAUUGUUCAAUCCCUCAAGCUGGAACCCGUCGCUGUCCCCUCGACUCCUUGCACAUUGCCAAUAGCCAUGUUCUCGACACGCCUCAUGUUCGCUAUGCGGUACGGUAUGGCAGCCACAAUGAUAAGAAAGCAGACCAAUGCCUACCAGUUAUGACAAUAUAUAGGCUCCGGCAUACGCAAAUCAUUUGAUCCCAUGGCCUUGUCCAAACUAAUCAUAUGCUCCAGCACUGCAUGUGCCGAUCCCAUGGCCUUGUCCCUUGCCAACUUUUCUCAAUCAGAGCACCUGCACUUCACCGUCAAGAUGUCUCCUUCCCCUCGCCACCUUGCCUAUAAAUUCAGUAUGCUGCUGGCUCAGUAUCAUCACUUGAUCAGCUCAUCCUCCAAUUGAUCAUCGCAGCAUCCAUAGCUCACUCCUUCAAUUCUCACAAGGACCGAGAGCCAACCAUGGCCGGUGCCAAGAGACUUGCUCAACUGGCAAAGAAGUGGCAGAGGGUGGAAGCACUCGGGAGGAAGAGGCUCACUGUAUCAGCCAAAGAAGAUCAAGGCUGCUGCAGUUCUGUACCAGCCAAGGGCCACUGUGUCAUGUACACGGCCGACGGGAGGCGUUUCGAGGUGCCCUUGGUGUACCUCAGCACCACGGUCUUCAGCGAGCUCCUGAGGAUGUCUCAGGAGGAGUUUGGCUUUGCAAACGAAGGCAAGAUCACACUACCUUGUGAUGCUGCAGUGAUGGAGUAUGUCAUGUGCUUGCUGAGGAGAAGCGCCUCCGCCGAGGUCGAGAGUGCAUUGCUCAGCUCUAUGGUGACGUCUUGCCACUACACUGGCUGCGCCAUGCCUACUGUUGGAGCCAGCCAACAGAUUUGCUGUUUGUAGCUUCUGAAGAAGAUGCAUGGAGAGGCCCUGAUGAUGUCUUUUUUCUUGUGUAGUUUGCCUGCAUAGUGUAAGAUAGUUAGAUAACAGACAAUAGGAGCAGGAAAAUUGUAUGUGUAGCAAUCUGAUCAUUAAAGCAACAAAGCGGUACUCUGGACAUUCUUCUCUUAAAUUUUAGUUUCAUACAACUCUACAAUGAACCAACAAUGGUUGUGACAACUUUUAGAUGUCGACAGUUUCAUCCUGCUGCACAGAGAAUACGCAACAAGUCUCCAUACAAUCUAUCAUCUAGGCCUCUGGAAAAUAAAUACAGUACCAUCAAUAAAAUAAGUGAAACUAGACCCAUCGGAAA
This is a messenger RNA of Triticum dicoccoides, 1637 nucleotides long. RefSeq names its product auxin-responsive protein SAUR36-like. The record is from RefSeq and is a predicted model, not a curated record. The transcript has a single exon. Bases 863 to 1288 code for a protein of 141 amino acids. Gene Ontology annotation, biological process: response to auxin. NCBI's taxonomy places the organism in Eukaryota, Viridiplantae, Streptophyta, Magnoliopsida, Poales, Poaceae.